CUGGUAAGAGUCAUUAGGAAGGGGGCAAGUCUGCGAAGGGGUCACUGUUCGUGCCAGGUCUGUUAUUGUUGACGACAGUAGAGCCUCAACUUCAGGACAAAGACGUUCAGACCAAACAAGGCAUGCUUCACUUUGGACCCAGCUGUGAACAGCUGUUGACAGUUGGUUGAUGCACACAACUGGACUGUAUGUUGCCACCAGCACUGGACGCGGCCACCAACCUAGGAUGAAGGAAGCGAAUGAGUUCAAGUCUUGGCUGUCCCAGCUGUCUCGAGAUUUCUCGGACUUGGAUGACAAGCAACGCAACGAGACUCUGGACCUCUUGAUCGCCACCAGUGGUGCCAGUCAGCUGUCUCAUCUGUCUACUAAACUAGAGACGUUGCUGAAAAGAGAUUUCUUGCGACUGUUGCCCCUGGAACUAAGUUUCUACCUGUGUACAUUUUUGGAUCCUAAGACAUUACUGAGGUGCUGCGUGGUAAGCAAGCAGUGGAACAAGGUGGUGAGUGGGUGCUCCCAGGCCUGGCAUGCCGCAUGCUGGCAGAUUGGACUGAGGAUGGAUUGUGAUGAGAAGUCUCAGGAUGGACCACUGCUCAAACAUUCCUACCUGCGGGCCAUCUCCAGGCACAGGGACCUGGAGGACGGGACAGCCUUUGAGAGCACGACGCUGUAUGGUCACAGUGCCAGGGUGUACGCCUUGUAUUAUAGUGAGGGGAAGCUUGCCACAGGAUCUGACGACUUGUCUGUGCGACUGUGGGAUGUGCAGACAGGGAAGUGUUUGCACGUCAUUGAAACUCACACCUGCGCUGACCUGAAGUUUGACAAAGACAAGGUGGUGACAGCCUCGUUUGACAACACUUUGGCAUGCUGGGAUUGGGCUACAGGUCAAAGGACGCAGGUAUUUGUUGGCCAUGUUGGUGCAGUAUUCAGCGUGGACUACAGCGAUGAACUACAGCUUUUAGCAAGUGGAUCAGCAGACGGCACAGUCAACCUUUGGGCUCUGAACACUGGGGAAUGUUACAAUGUCUUUCGGGGGCACACUGAGUGGGUGACAAGAGUUAUAUUGAGGAAGUGUCAAGUAGAUUCUGUCCUCCAUAGAGCGGGAGAGUAUGUACUGAUCAGCAUGGACAGAAAUGAAAUUAAGAUAUGGCCAAUCAGCACACAGGUCAACUGCAAACCCCUCAGAACACUGGCCGUAUCAGAGGACAAGAGCAUCAGCUUGUUGCCAAGGUUACAGUUUGAUGGGCGGGCCAUUGUUUGUGCGUCCGACAUCGGUAUCCACCUGUGGGACUUUGCGACGUUUGAGCUGCGCAUCAUUCCAACUAAGCAGUGCUCCCCGGCUCUGUUAGGGUUCGGCAUGGUGUUCUCACUGAUCUACCACUGGCAGCACCUGUAUGUCAUGGACGUCAGGACUCAGAGGUACAUCUGUAAAUACCCGCUUCCUGUCAUCAGGAAGUCCAAGAGAGGCUCCAGUAUCAUUGCAGGGGACUGUGACUGGCUGGACGGGUUUGAACUGGAGGAGAAGCUAGGACUGGUGUUCGCCACCAGCAUGCCGGACCACAGCAUAUACUUGAUAAGGUGGAGAAAAAACGACACUUAGAGAGACACUGUCAAUGUAUUGAAGAGUGUUUAGCACCCAAGCUUCAUU
This is a messenger RNA of Branchiostoma belcheri (Belcher's lancelet), 1645 nucleotides long. RefSeq names its product F-box/WD repeat-containing protein 2-like. The transcript is spliced from 3 exons. Lineage: Eukaryota; Metazoa; Chordata; Leptocardii; Amphioxiformes; Branchiostomatidae. The coding region runs from base 170 to 1597 and encodes 475 amino acids. Gene Ontology annotation, molecular function: protein binding. The record is from RefSeq and is a predicted model, not a curated record.